GAAUACGUUUUUGCCUCUGGUCCAUCGACACAGUGUCUCAAAAACUAGGACAGAUUUCCUUGACAUUUGGUGGAUUAGAUUCAUUUACUUAUUAGAUUUUGCUGCUAAACUGAGUUUGGGAUUGUAUAAUGAAUGCUGAUUUAGUCACAUGGAGAGACAGAGACUUUAUUAUAAAUCCCAGCCCUUUGUUUGAAACAAUAAAUAAAGUCAUUCCUAUUGGUGCUGGUCCCAUUAAAACAUGUCCCAACAUUAGAAGCAGAUCAUGAUGUCUCUAAACAUGUGAAACAGACCAGCCUCCACCUCUCUCCUCUCUCCUCUCUCUUGCGAUCACGUUGCAGAAAUCAAACUGGGAAUCAGCAGUCACAAUGGUCACUUUUCACUCAAGUCUCUUUGGAAUGCAAUCAAAUCCCUCCGUCCUCUUAAAACCAGCUCUUACCUAAAGUGUGUACUCAAAAUUACAUCAUCCAUAAUGUGCACUGGCCCUGCCUCUCAUCACGGGAGCCCCUCCACCAUUGGACCAACAGCACCCUCGCCAUCACUUCCUCCCACCCUCUGCCCACUUUUAUGUUGAUUGAAAAGAAAAAAAAACUUGGAUGUAAUCUGGUGUGACGCCACUAAUCCCAACGCUACAAAUCAUAGGUCCCCGUCCACCUCGCUCCACACCGACGACUCCCCGCCAGCAACUUCACAUCUGCCUCAGACAGUACGAAGCUGAUAUAAAGAGCAGAAGACAUGGCUGUGGUUAGUGGAACUUACCGUAUGGUGUCGGAGGAGGAGCAGGCUCUCAGGGCCAAGCUGGAACGUCUCACCGUCAAGGACCAUGGACCGGUGUUUGGACCCUGCGACAGCCUGCCGGACCACACCAAGCAGAAGGCCAAGGAUGAGCUGAACGAGACAGAUGAAAAGCGGGUGUCGGCGGUAAAGGAGCUGCGAGGAACCAUCAAGGAGAAGGCCGAGGUGGGUGACGACCUGGCCAAGGGCGUGCAGGACACGUUUGGGGAGAAACCCGACAGUUUGUUGGUCCGCUUCAUCCGUGCCAGGAAGUACGACGUUCCCAGAGCCUACGACCUGAUGAAGGGCUACGUGCGUUUCAGGAAGGAUUACCCCGAGCUGUUUGAGAAUCUGACCCCUGAGGCCGUACGCAGCACCAUCGAGGCCGGCUACCCCGGCAUCCUGCCCAGCAGAGACAAGUACGGCCGCGUGGUUCUGCUCUUCAACAUCGAGAACUGGGACUACGAGGAGAUCACAUUCGAUGAGAUCCUGCGUGCCUACUGCGUGAUCCUGGAGAAGCUGCUGGAGAACGAGGAGACUCAGAUCAAUGGCUUCUGCAUUAUUGAGAACUUCAAGGGCUUCACCAUGCAGCAGGCGUCAGGAAUCAAACCCACCGAGCUCAAGAAGAUGGUGGACAUGCUGCAGGACUCUUUCCCUGCCCGUUUCAAAGCGGUGCACUUCAUCCACCAGCCCUGGUACUUCACCACCACCUACAAUGUGGUGAAACCCCUGAUGAAGGGCAAGCUGCUAGAGAGAGUGUUCGUCCACGGAGACGAGCUGGAAAACUACUACAAGGAGUUCGACGCCGACAUCCUUCCCUCUGAGUUCGAUGGAAAAGAUUCCAAGUACGAUGGCAAGGCCACGGCCACCAAGCUGUUCGACUAAACCUCCUCCCUCUUCCUUUGAAGAGCCGUUAUAUAUAUAUAUAUCACAAACCCCACAGACUGUGGAGACUCAAAGCCCAAAUCUAGCUGUGUGGUUGUAAUGACAAACAAGUUAUGAAUGAAAGUGUGUGAGAAGUUGAAGUGAUUUUGUUUUCCAGAGCACAGUCCAACAGGAAACCACUCACUCUCACUCAUUAUACCACUCUGCAGUAUUCUGUAUAAACCAUUCAGUUACAGUUCCUCAUUUUUAUCUACCCAUUAUGGGACUGGAGACACUGUUUUAGAUCAUUAAUGACAGACUGCAUGUGCUUUACAGAUUUGCAGUUUUAUAAUGCAUUAACAUUUAAGAUUUUCAACCUUCCAGGCAACCAUUGACCUCACUUCUCAGCAGUAUUGUGUAAAAAUCAACCUUAGUUUAAAGACUGGCUUGAAAUAGACAAUUCAUCACAAUGAACAUGUAGUUGCCUUUAUUUCUUUACCUAUUUUUGCACAGUAAAGCAGUUUUUUGGCAGGCGCUGUUUUGACGCUUCCUUGCCGGUGUGUUCAAAGAAGCUCUGAAAAGACCAAAUUCACAAUAUUCUUUUUGAUGUCCAUUGUUUUACUGAUUCACAAACAGGAGAUCUCAGAGCUCACUGAAAGACACCAACAAGGAAAAGUCUUCAUGCUCUCAACUGCAUAACUGUAACUGAUCAAAUAAUAGCUGCGACCACAUGUCCUCCUCGGUGGUGGAUGGUAUCUUAAGCAGAUUUCAAGGCUUUGCAAGUUGAUUUUCAUACCAAACUCAAAUGAAUAGAAGUCAAUGGCUGUCCUGGAGGCAGUAUUUAAUCUAAAGUGGCAGUGCAAAAGCACCAGUUUGAUUUUUUGAUCAUUCAGAGACAAUAAAGUCUUUUAUUAAAUGUCAUUUCAUAAAGGAAAAAAAAAAGAUUAAAUAUUCAGUUGUAACUGGCUGGGAGAUUUGAGAUUUUCCGUCUGUCACCUGUUUAGUUGUGCUUUGUUUGGACUGUAUUCACCCACAUAGCUUGUUUUAACUCUGGCUGGCUCCAGCUUUCUGAGUUUCCACCAUCUGUUCCCCCCCAACCAUCUCUCCUUGAAGUACAAGGCUGAUAUUCCAACAAGUGCCUGUCUCUCUCAUGUGUUUUUUAGAUUGUUCUUCAAUAUGAAUAUUAUGACAUUUUACCCAUUGUGCUACCUGAUGCACCAAUAAGAAUGUCAAUAAAUGUACAAUAAACUGUAUAUAAAUA
Messenger RNA from Sebastes umbrosus (honeycomb rockfish), 2896 nucleotides. RefSeq names its product retinaldehyde binding protein 1b (gene rlbp1b). Bases 733 to 1656 code for a protein of 307 amino acids. NCBI's taxonomy places the organism in Eukaryota, Metazoa, Chordata, Actinopteri, Perciformes, Sebastidae. The record is from RefSeq and is a predicted model, not a curated record. The transcript is spliced from 8 exons. Gene Ontology annotation, cellular component: membrane. Gene Ontology annotation, molecular function: phosphatidylinositol bisphosphate binding.